CAUCAAUCGACGGAACCCCGAUCGCGGAUUUAACGGCGUUAUACAUACACACUUAUCCGUCGUUAGACCCUAGUUCAGGAACAGCCUCGGCCGUCAACAAAUCUGUCCCCAAACUUGCAGGCAUCACAACCGCAUCAACAAACACAACACGAACACCUUCGAAUCCCCUAAUUUUCGAUCAUCACUGAAAAUGCCGCCCAAGCAAGCUGCUCCAGCUACUACAAGGGACCAACGCCCCUCCAAGCCUCGCCCCGCGUCCUCCCCGGUCAAAAACACAUACUUGCUCGCCUACAAUGCCGUGUCUGCUGCACUGUGGGCCGGUGUGCUCUACAAGACUGUGACCAUCAGUGCGCAUGAGGUACAGAGCGCGCGUAAAGCUGGCGCCUUCUUUGGACGAAAUGAUGUGCAGAGCGCUGCUGCGGGGCUGGCGAGUGGGAAAGUUUUCGGAGAGCUGGAAGAGUACACGAGACUGGUGCAGAGUCUUGCGGGUCUGGAGGUGCUUCACAGCUUGGUCGGCAUCGUCCGCGCACCCCUCCUCACAACGCUGAUGCAGGUCGCAUCCCGCUUUCUCCUCGUCUGGGGCAUCGCAUACAACUUCCCCGCAACCACGCAGCACUCUCCCGCCUACAGCACGAUGCUGCUCGCCUGGUCCUUCACUGAGGUUGUGCGGUACAGCUACUUCGUCUUCACCCUCAGUGGACUCGGCGUGCCCCCACUACUCUCGUUUCUGCGCUACAACACCUUCAUGAUCCUGUAUCCGCUCGGCAUCUCGAGCGAGUGCUGGCUCGUGUACAAGGCUAUCCCGGCAGCGAAGUUGGUUGAUGAGCGUAUUCCAUAUGCCCUGUGGGCUAUCCUGGCUAUUUACGUUCCGGGCUCGUAUGUCCUGUUCACGCACAUGGUCAAGCAGAGGAGCAGGAUACAGAAGCAGCAGAGGCAAGCGUGACUAGCCGGCGGUGCACCGGGGUACGAUCAGGAGCGGGAGGAUCGGAUCAUGAAGAAGAUGCUGGCGAUGAAGCGCAAACAGGCUAUGGAGAAGGGUGGCGGUGUGGGGAAGAAGUAGAUGAAGGUAGAAAAAAGGUCCUAGACAGCGUAGGAUAUGUACAACAAUGUAACAAUCAUGUCAAUGUCACAUCACAAGACGCGCAAAGAAUAGUAAUAUACUGCAUCCGCGACGUUCCUCACUCAAUGCUCAAGAAGGCAGGUAGCAUCCACCCCAGCCGGCCAGCAUUCUGUCACGCGUCCCAUCAGAGCCUGUCCUUCAGUCCACCCAAAUCUAACAGAAGCAUGGCAUGAUGACUUUCUCUCCGCUCAUGCU
Messenger RNA from Boeremia exigua, 1315 nucleotides. Its product is annotated as protein tyrosine phosphatase. Gene Ontology annotation, biological process: very long-chain fatty acid biosynthetic process; sphingolipid biosynthetic process; fatty acid elongation. The record is from RefSeq and is a predicted model, not a curated record. Gene Ontology annotation, cellular component: endoplasmic reticulum membrane. Gene Ontology annotation, molecular function: 3-hydroxyacyl-CoA dehydratase activity. Lineage: Eukaryota; Fungi; Ascomycota; Dothideomycetes; Pleosporales; Didymellaceae. Bases 191 to 943 code for a protein of 250 amino acids. The transcript is spliced from 2 exons.